Nicotiana tabacum (common tobacco) is the source of this 1274-nucleotide messenger RNA. Its product is annotated as E3 ubiquitin-protein ligase AIP2. Gene Ontology annotation, biological process: protein ubiquitination. Gene Ontology annotation, molecular function: ubiquitin protein ligase activity. The record is from RefSeq and is a predicted model, not a curated record. Gene Ontology annotation, cellular component: cytoplasm. Lineage: Eukaryota; Viridiplantae; Streptophyta; Magnoliopsida; Solanales; Solanaceae.
AAUAAUCCAUCAGAGAGUAAGUUUGUUGAGCUAAGCAAACCAACAAAUAAAAAAUGGAGAGGCGUCAGAGUGAGGAAGAAUUAAAGCAUAAGCUUCAAGAAUUGCAGAAGCAGUUAGGAAAGAAACAAAUGUUUGAGGAAGCUGUUUCCUCUAUCCGAUCCCUUCUUCUUCAAUACUAUCCUUCUGCUUCCCCUUCUCUUCGUCAUUCGUUCUAUACGGUUGUAUGUCGGGUUGCCACCAUUUUAAAGACAAGAUACACAAUGCCUGGAUUCUGGAAUGCUGGGCUUGGGUUAUUCCUUGAGGCCGAGCACCUGGUGUCAGAGUCUUCUGAAAAGAAACAUUUGCAAAGUUGCAUUAGUCAGGCACGAGAGCAGUUAGCUGAAGUACAGAAUGAAUCUCAGAAUACAACAGCCACAGAAAAUGGCUCAAAUAGAAGUACUGGAUACCUUUUUGAGGGGCAUCUAACUGUUGACCCUGAGCCUGAGCAGCCUGGUUGGCUUGUGCAGUCUAAUCUUCUCACUGCUGCUGCAACACUGUUUGCUGGUGAAUCCUCUGAAGGUCAUUUAUCCAGUGCUGACGCUUCAGACGGUGCUCGCAACGUACUUGAGGAGCUGGUUGCUAGACUAGAUAAUAUAAUCCCAGAGAUACUGGACGAUGGUCCUGCUGCCCCGAGAGCACCACCUGCCAGUAAAAAAGUUGUGGCAAACCUCCCAGUUACUACUGUCACAGAUGAAUUCUUGACGAAGAUGGGUGCAGAUGCGGAAUGUGCAAUUUGCAGGGAAGUGUUAGUUGUAGAUGACAAGAUGCAAGAGUUGCCCUGCAAGCAUAUGUUUCACCCCCCUUGCCUGAAGCCAUGGCUGGAUGAGCACAACUCUUGUCCAAUUUGUCGGCAUGAGUUGCUCACAGAUGAUCAUCACUAUGAAAGCUGGAAGGAGCGGGAAAAGGAAGCAGAGGAAGAAAGAAAAGGAGCUGCUAAUGCAGUUCGUGAGGGUGAAUACAUGUAUGUAUAAUGCACAAUACUCAAAUGCAAGCGAACAGCAAGCACAUGGAUCGUAUAUGGAUGAUUUUUCAGGAAGAUGAAGGACUACGAUAAUGAAUUCUCUAAAGUCUUGAGAACGAGUAAAAUAUAAUGUAAGCGACUUUGAGCUAACCAAUGUACCAAGUUGCUGGAAAACAUCUUAUUAGAAUACUGAAACUCUUUGUGCCAUUCUUUGAAAUAUUUUUUGUUCGUACAUAUUUUCAGUCAAAAGUCCUCGUGGUAAUUUGAUUCUCUA